Molecule: messenger RNA, 3077 nt
Organism: Petromyzon marinus (sea lamprey)
Lineage: Eukaryota; Metazoa; Chordata; Hyperoartia; Petromyzontiformes; Petromyzontidae
Source: RefSeq, a predicted model, not a curated record
GGAGCGUUUCCGCGCCCAAGCCCCCCGUGAUUGGUCCCCUGGAAUCCGUGCCGCCCACGUGACGAGGCUCGGCUUCCGGCGACUGUGUGCGUUUGGGGGCACCACGUGCGGUUCGGAGGCCGGGUUCCCGUUCGGCGGCCGUGAGGCGGCCGUGAGGCCAGGCCCCAGUGUGCGAGGGAGCCCGUGGGCCAAGCCCCCAAAAGGUGUCGCACUGUUCGCGACAAGAAGCCGAGCCUUGAGGACGAGACCUUUCCAAAGGCACAGACAAGAAGAAAGAAGUGCAGAGAGUGGAAACCCAGAAGGAGAAGAGGUGGAAGGAGCGACACGGGGCGAAGAGGAGGCGGUAAACACGGGAGGAGGAGGAUUAGGAACGCGGGAGAAGAAGGAAGUGGGAACACAGGAAGAGAGGCAGAGGAGAAAGUGAGGGCGGAAGGGCAUUAGGAAUACCGGAGGAGGGAUCGUUAACACGGCAGGAGCGUAAGGAGGAGACCGCAGCAUUCGGCGGUUACUAUGGCCGUGGAGGAGCGGCUGCAUUCGCCGCACCGGGGCUUCCCGGCGUGGCUUGGCACGCGCGGGCUCAGCCCCGAGAUCGCGCUCGCCAUGGACACCGAGCUGGGGAUCCGGGACUACGAGGUGCUGCUCGCCUGCGCCGAGGACCUGCAGGUUCGCUCCGAGCUCUUCUGCGUCGCCCGCGAGCGCCUGCCCUUCGGCUUCUACGCCGUGCUGCGCCGCGUGGUGGCGGCGUUCCCAGCGGAGCGCGUCGGCGACUGCGGCGCCGCCGCGUCGGGCCGAUCGUGCCCCGGCCUUGGCUCGCUGCUGGAGGCGCUCGUGAACACGCUGAGCAGCCUGAGCCGCGAGCUCCUCCGCUCGGCCGACAAGCUGAGCGCGCUGGACGUGGGCACGCCCCGGGACGGAGACGGAGUUGCCGAUUCCGGAGGCGCCGGCAGCGGCGACGGAGAAGCGUCGGAGCAGAGGCAACGGCAGCGCCAGCGUCGUAGCGGCACGCACCGCUAUUCAGAUGUUGCCGACCACGGCACCGAGGAAGUGUGCGAGAUGCCAGCCGAGGAGGUGGACGACCACGACGACGGCGAAGAGGAGGAGGAUGUGGAAGUGCCUUCGGGAUGGAGAGUCAACCAGGUGGCCGAGACCUACCCCAAGCUCCCUGCAGAUUCCGCGCAAGGGCCCCUGCUGAGGAUGAGCGAGAUGCUGACCUCGGCGACCUCGGCGACCUCGGCGACCUCGGCAACCUCUCCCCCGGUGGUGGAGGUUGGCGGUUCGGAGCUGGAGACCGGCCAGGUCGUGGUGAAGGCGGAGGCUUUGGACGAAGGCGGCUGGGGCAGGGAACCCGAAAGAAUCUGGAACCCCGCCAGCGCCCUUUAUGUUCAGCAGCAGCAGGUGGUGGCAGACAUCAAGCCGGUCGCAAGCGUUCGCCGCAUCCCGGCGCCGGCAAGGAACCCGGCUCGCAGUGGCGACCGCCCGCUGUCGCAUCCCUACCCGCUGUCGGCGCGCGAACUCGGCGAGACCGGCGGCACCCAUCACCACCACCACCGCCCUGUAAUCGCCGCGCGCCCCGGCGCGCCGGACGACGCCCCGACCUCCGCCGCCGCCGCCACCGACGAGUGGAACGGGCAGCUCGCGCUGGCGCCCGGCGAAGGCGGCGGCUACGGCGACGGCAGCGGAGACGGCGGCGCCGGCGUGUUCGGCCGCAACGCGAGCCGCUGCGAGGAGUGCGGCAAGGAGUUUUCGACGCCGUCGUACCUGACGAUCCACCGGCGCACGCACACGGGCGAGCGGCCGUACAACUGCGAGUUCUGCGGGCGCUCGUUCGGGCACCUGGCGGUGCUCACCAGCCACCGGAGACGCCACACGGGCGAGAAGCCCUUCACGUGCAAGGUGUGCGGCAAGGCCUUCUGCCAGAACUCGAGCCUGGUGUACCACAUGCGCACGCACACGGGCGAGAAGCCGUACACCUGCGACGUGUGCGGACGCAAGUUCACGGUCUCCAGCAACUUCAUUAAGCACCGGCGCUCGCACUUCUGAGUGCCGGCGGUGGUGGUAGCAGUGGUUGGUUGCGAUGGUGGCAGUGGUGGUGGUCGCGGUGGUGGUAACAGUGGUGGGGCUGCGAUGGCAAUGCCACCGCCGGGAUGGAGAGGGAAGCCGCGCUCUUCUUGACGAUCGCCGUACGUUACGCACGUGCGGACGGUCGAUCGAUCGGGUACGGCAAGCUGGCGAGGUGGUGUGAGCGCAGUUUAAAGGCGGUACUACAGCAAGUAGGUUGUUAGGCUUGCGUGCGCUGUGCAGGAGUGGUUGAAUGUCUAAAAAGCAGGAGCCUUUUGGGACGAAAUACGAUGGAUGGCACCAUAGCUUGAGACGUUGCACAGGACGACCGGGCAUAUUUGAUGGCCCAAGAGAAAGAUCUCUUGAGCCUGUACAUGAAAAGUGGCAGGGAAUCGACAGCAUGGAUGGCUGGGGAAAGGAAGUUCUAGACUGUGGCGGCAGCAGAGGAGAAUGAGCGACCGCCCACCGAGCCACAGCUGGCUUCGACGGAAAGCCUUGGUAAUUGGAGUGCAGCAGAGGAGGGGAGUAGAGUGAGACAGCGAGAUGAGAUGGGGCGGUGUGGGGGGUGGGCGUGUAGACGUCACAGCCUACUUGCUGUACUGUCACCACCAGGCAGCUCGUCGAUCCCGACCCCACCGCGGUUUCGUCACCGCUGCGCGAUCCGCUAGCAAGGCGUGGCGGUUGUCCGUGGCGGGUCCGCUGUGGAUGUGUGUGUUUAACUUCUUUCGCCCCGUACCUAGCCAACCGUGCUAACCGGAGGCGCGGGAUAUUGCGCCCGCGCGGAUAUCCGGAGCAGCCUCAUUACGAAGCCAGUACAAACCGACUGAGCAUCACUGUGUGCACACUUCGUGUCCAAGGACACAGACACGACAGCGACAGGAGGAUGAAGGAAAUCAUCGCAAGUGCUUUUUUAUAUUCUUAGCUCUUUAGGUAAAGUCACGUUGAAGGGAAACAAUAAAAUAAUAAAGUAUGUAUAAAACAAUAAAAAUUCUCAUGACGUUUCGACCAUAACACAAACG